AUGGCUGAUAAAGAUGCUUAUCGGUCGGUUUCCGAUAACGACAAAGGCGAAACCAAACUCGAUUCAAACCCUUCCAAGACACACGGGCUAGGACUCGGUAAUAUAGUUGGACGCCCUUCUCAAAUUAAGAGAGUACCAGCUGGCAUAACACGCUCAACGACUAUGGACGGACUUUUGAGUCCAGCAACGCUCUCGCCAGCCAACUUCGCCAGAGUUCCAAGUUACGAAAAUGUCUCAAUUGGUGAUGUGGGAGCUAGGUCAGCCGAGUUCUAUAUACCAAGUCAUCAAUCUUCUACUUCAAAUCUGGGCCCUCCUACACCUGGGACCUUCAAUUCAGACAUGGGGUUGCUUGGUUCACCAAGAAAAGUCGACGCUGCUUGCCCGACGCACAGCGAUAUCCUCACGAGUCCUUGGUCAUGGAUUUCAGUCCCCCUCUUAUUUUUGGCGCUGUAUUCCACCGCAUUCUCUGGCAUUUUCCUGGGCAUUGCACUUGCAAAACCCAGAUGGGGUGAUAAAGUUGGCACUAACGGACAUUUGUCUUUUGCAAACGCCUCACUUCUGAGUGCUAUAUUUUCAAAGACCGUUGAAAUAUCAUUUGUUACCGUUUUUGUUGCCUUACUGGGCCAAGUUCUCACUCGACGCGCUUUCUCAAAGCGCGAUGGGACAGGGGGAAUUAGCAUCGCUGAGAUGAAUAUGCGAACCUGGAUCAUGCAGCCGGGGAGUCUUCUGGUCAAUUUGAAAGCUGUUCGAUACGCCAAUUCGUUCCUCGGAGCCAUUGUCCUGAUAAGUGCUUUCAGCGCCACCUGGUACACAACGGCUAGUGAAGCCCUAGUAUCCCCAAAGCUCAAAUUCGGACCCAUUCAAGACCGAACCAUUUCAGGUCUGGUGAGCGCAUCAUAUGCGAAUGCGAUGUAUUUGGGAACCAUGUGUGAGGUCCCCGUUGCCGAGGCAAACGACGAUUUUGAAGGCUCAACAUGUCUUCAAAUCCGACAUGCAGGAAUGGGUUUCUCGUACCUGUCGUCAUUUCUAAGAGAUUGGGCGGAGAGCGUCGCAGCAGGAAAUACAACUGAGAGUGUGAACGGCUUUGAAGGCCGGCCCCUGCCUGUGGCCGUACUGUACGACAAUACUACCAUCAAUGGGCAGUGGAUCACUCCAAGCCAAGAGAACAUUACUACAGAUUCAAGUAGUCACGGACGGCUUGUGGAGAAUGUGACAAUGGCUAUGCCACACGCGGGCAUCUUCAAGGCGGUCAGAGAUCCCGCGAACCGUAUCCUGCAGCCUGCCGACCUUCAAGGUUCUGGAGAGUACGUUGUGCAGGCUUCUCUGCCUGCCCCGAUCGUCAAUAUUCUUUGUGUUGGGUUAUCUACUGAGGAAAUGAGUCCUAUGAUUGUCAAUGUAACCGAUCCUACCACCUACGUACCUAACGCUACUGUGGUGGAUUCAAUAUUCGGAUGGGAUCCCAACGCUGAGGCGCCAUCUACGCCGUACUUCCCCAAACUCCCCAUUGAGUAUAACACUAUAGUGCACAUACCUUCAGUGUGGGGUCCCCCAGCGAUCUCAUUACUUGCCACUCCUCCAAAAGGUACUACCACCAACGAUCACGUUCUUUGCACAAUUAAGUCGGCGUUAUAUCGCAAUUGCACAACUUGGUACAAGGUUGCGCAAUCUGGUGGUCUUCUUACGGUCCAUUGCGACGCGGAUGAACGUAAUACACUGCCUUAUCACCGGACAAGGCCUGAUGCCCCCAUUGGGGAGUGGAACAGUGACUGGAAGGAUAUUGGAGGUGAAUGGAUUAGAUCACUCGCGCUGAACAAUGGAGUUUCUGAUGCAAACGCGUCCUCCGCUCGAUUACUCACCCAGUACAUCCCUGAGUAUAAUCGCGAUGCCCCUACCAUUCUCCCAACCACGAAACCUACCAUCGGUGAGGCGAUCGGCGUAUUGGCUGGAGGUACUCUCCUGCUAUCAAGUUUGGAUGCCCCUUACGAGCAUACCUGGAAUUACAGCGAGACGGUACUCGCCGAACCUCAGCGCCAAAGCUUUCCAUCAAUGUACACCUAUAAAGACUACGCUUCAGGUGGGACACAAGGCUGGCAGGGCAUAUUCUAUGUCAUUCUUACCGCCACUUUCCUCCUCAGCGCUGCUGCGUUGGGAUAUCUGUGCUGGAACUUUAUCAGACAAGGCAAUGUAACUGACUACACCGAGCCACAAAAUCUCUUUGCGCUAGCUGUGAACUCUCCAUCGAGUAGUGCACUGUACGGCGCAUGUGGAGGUGGACCGAAAGGCGAGACCAUGGCACGCAAAUGGACGGUCGACAUGAUAAGAACCGACAACGAUCAUGAUGGCUUCCAGUACCAACCACUCACCAGCUCUGGAAGGCAUCCUCAUUUCUUCAUCAGAUGCAAAGACGAGGAACUCAGCCCAAUGAUGAACAACAGUAGUCCCAGCACACCCUAUACAACCUAUAAACCCCACUCAAAACGAGGGAAGUUUCGGAGCAGUCGACCGCCUACAAUGAAUGAGUCGUGGAGUGCGGGGUCACCUGUGGUUGAACAGUACCAAAGACUGGCUGGUGGGAAACCUUGA
Messenger RNA from Exophiala aquamarina CBS 119918, 2583 nucleotides. RefSeq lists its product as uncharacterized. The transcript is spliced from 4 exons. The record is from RefSeq and is a predicted model, not a curated record. Lineage: Eukaryota; Fungi; Ascomycota; Eurotiomycetes; Chaetothyriales; Herpotrichiellaceae. Bases 1 to 2583 code for a protein of 860 amino acids.